AUGGAAAUUCAGAGUACCGCGUCGCGUGAUGGUGAAGAAUCAAGUGUGGAUUUUCUCUGCUGCACUAUUAUAGAGAAGACUCCUGUUGCAUUAUGCAAAGAAAUCAAACCGAAUCCUUUCCGGCGUUUGACUGCUGUCUUACGAAUGGAAAGGAAAUCAUCGGCUAGUCGUGGGGAAAGAGAUGAUCCCAGGAAUUGGUCAAAGAGGAAAAAAAACUCUGUGAUUUUUAUAAUCGCUAUAGCGGCGAUGCUUACUCCUCUCUCAACCACAAUACUUAUCCCAGCACUUCUCGAAGUUUGUAAUGAUUUGCAUGCAACAGAAAUUCAUGCCAACGGAUUAAUUGCAGUGUUUAUCUUGUUUUCAGGGAUUGCGCCGCUUGGUUGGGCCUCAUACUCUGAUGCUAAAGCUCAAAGACGUAAAGCCUACCUAGCUUCCCUCGUGUUAUUUCAAAUUGUAACUAUAAUAUGUGGAUUCACAAAUAAUAUUUAUAUAUUAAUUGUGAUGCGCGCGCUUCAAGCAUGCGGUUCUUCCGCUGCACAAAGUGUUGGUGCUGGAUGUAUAUCUGAUAUAUUUGAUCGUGAUAAACGUGGUCGUGCCUAUGGGAUUUUCUAUGUCGGACCUUUGAUGGGUCCUCUAAUUGGACCGAUUAUCGGGGGUUACCUGACCCAAUACCUAGGUUGGCGUUGGAUAUUUUGGUUCUUGGCAGUGUUCGGCGGAUUUAUCUUCUUAAUAGUUUCUCUUGCUCUCCCGGAGACAUCUCGUGGGAAACCUUCCCAGAGUCAUUUCAAUCCACUUGCUCCACUUGCCCUGCUCAGUCACUCGAGCGUCUCGUUAUCUUUACUCUAUAUAGCCUCACUAUACUCAAUUAUCUAUGUUCAAAACACCUUGAUGUCGAGAAAUUUCGUGGGCCUAUACCAUAUCAAAUCAUCCGAGGUUGGACUUGCGUUCCUGAGUCCAAGUAUAGGAUUCGUUAUUGGAAGUGUAGCAGGAGGAAAAUAUUCGGAUAUCAUGUUUAAGAGAGCCAAGGAGCGUAACAGCGGAGUCGGUUAUCCUGAGAUGCAGUUGAAUAUUGGUACUUUGGUUGCGAUGGCGGUAUUUCAGAUAUCUUAUGUGAACUAUGGGUGGAUGAUUGCGCGCGGAAUCAGGAUCGUGUUUCCUCUGAUCACUAUGUUUCUUGGAGGAUUAGGCUAUGCGAUAGUGUUCAACUCAAUCUCCACCUGCUUGAUUAACGCUUUUCAAGAUCGUAGUGCCUCAAUUAUUGCUGUGAAUAAUUUCGUGCGAGCAUUGGCUGCAGGAGGCAUGUCGUUAGCUGCUGCACCUUUGCAAGAUGUUUUAGUCGCUGGUUGGUUGUACACCAUAAUGGUAGGGUUCAAUAUAUUGGGGAGCGGAUGCUUGGUGUUAUCAUGUGUUAUAGAGAGAAAACGGCGAAAAAAUAGAAACCUUGAAAUUUAG
Acaulospora morrowiae is the source of this 1452-nucleotide messenger RNA. Lineage: Eukaryota; Fungi; Glomeromycota; Glomeromycetes; Diversisporales; Acaulosporaceae. The record is from the annotation of a GenBank genome assembly.